Marmota flaviventris (yellow-bellied marmot) is the source of this 531-nucleotide messenger RNA. The record is from RefSeq and is a predicted model, not a curated record. Lineage: Eukaryota; Metazoa; Chordata; Mammalia; Rodentia; Sciuridae.
AUGGAGACCUCAGAGGCUGAGGAAGGGUCCUUCUGGGCCCUCCUCCUGGCGUUGGUGGUGCUUCGGCGGGUUACUGGGCUGCUCACUCGCCUGUUCAGUGGCCAGGCUGAGGGGCCACCCACCACCAAUGUCGUGUUCCUCAAGACCCACAAGACAGCCGGCAGCACGGUGCUCAAAGUCCUCUACCACAACCUGACCACAGCACUGCCCGCUGUCGGCUCCCUGGCCUCUCCCUGGCGCUUCUUGGCACACUACGUGGAGAGCGCCCACCAGGAUGAGCCUGAUCCUCCCCGCACUUGGACAUCAACCUGCCCGAGCAAGCCCGUCUUCCACCUCCGACCUCUGCAGCUGCCUUUGGUGCAGAAAGUCAUGCCCAACAACACCUUCUACUUCUCCAUCCUGAGAAACCCCGAGGCGCAGAUGGAGGCCUCCUUCACCCACCACCAGGACUACCUGCCCUUCCAAGGACUCCGAAGUCUGGACGCGUUCCUGGACCCGCCACAGCGGUACCACAAUGCCAGCCGGGGGUGA